Ruditapes philippinarum (Manila clam) is the source of this 903-nucleotide messenger RNA. RefSeq lists its product as uncharacterized. Lineage: Eukaryota; Metazoa; Mollusca; Bivalvia; Venerida; Veneridae. The record is from RefSeq and is a predicted model, not a curated record. Bases 148 to 903 code for a protein of 251 amino acids. The transcript is spliced from 3 exons.
GUCUUAAUAUGAUUUAAAACUUUCUUUUUGAAAUGUAAUAAUAUACUUUAGGAUUUUACUUUUUCAGGUUUAGAUCGGAGCUUACAAGACAUACCAAUGUAUACUUGUAUAAUUCUUUAAGUGGGAAAGAUACAAAGUUUGCAAGAAAUGGCUUCACUUAACCCUAUACAGUUAGAAAAGGAAAACAGUAACUGGGUAAAAGCUCAGUUAGCUGUGUUGUAUACUAAAGAAGGACUUGAACCAUUUGUGUGUAACGAAAUUCAGCAAUUUCAAUUGAAAUGCUUAGAUGAUAUAUGUUACAGCAAUGGACUAUUAAGUGGGACUUUGUGUUCAAGUUGCUGUACAGAAAAUCUUGUAAAAUGUCCAACAAAUAAAAUAUGCAGUGUUGGACGUGUAAAAUGCAGGUAUCAUCGAAAUGCUGCAACAAGGUUUAAUCCUGCCGGCUGCCCUAACAAGAUAUGUCAUAAUUUCAAAACUGAGAUACAGAAUGUACAUAGGUACUCUGAUCCAUCGUACAAAAACACUGAUGCUACCCAGUGGUGUGGUUAUUUCUGGGAAGUGGCGAAAUGCUUCAUGCCUCCAGAUGGGUAUGCAGAUAAAGCAUCUGCAGCAGAAACAGACUUCAAUGGUAUAAUCAGUAUUAUUCUUAAUCACAAAGCCUUCCAGGGAAAAAUAAAAGAAGACCUCAACAAUAAGACAAAUAUCUUUGAAAGGGCAAGAGACAUUGGAAGAAAUGUGCGACAUUCUUCAAAACCUGAAGUAGAAGAUUCAGAUCUUAAGAAAUACUUCCAUCUAUUAAGACAACUUCUUUCUGAUCCCGGGUAUUUAGCUAAAGACACGCAUGCACAGGAUGCUAAAAAUAAACUUACAGAGCUAGAAAAUGGCACUCUAGUAAAUAAGUGA